Molecule: messenger RNA, 1333 nt
Organism: Dromaius novaehollandiae (emu)
Lineage: Eukaryota; Metazoa; Chordata; Aves; Casuariiformes; Dromaiidae
Gene: CLTRN
Product: collectrin, amino acid transport regulator
Exons: 6
Coding region: 70-750 (226 amino acids)
Biological process (GO): positive regulation of amino acid transport
Cellular component (GO): plasma membrane; extracellular exosome
Source: RefSeq, a predicted model, not a curated record
CAGAAAGUUUAAGAGUGCUUUACAGUGGAGAGUUAUUUCUUUUUGCCUCAGGUUUUCCACACUGAAAGGAUGUUACGAGUUUUGCUGCUUGCCUUCUCUGUGGUUGCCGUUGCUCAUGCUGAGCUCUGCAAGCCAGAUGCACAGAAUGCUUUCAAAGUACGGCUUAGUAUCAAAGCAGCUUUGGGAGAUAAUGCAUAUGCCUGGGAUGCAAAUGAGGAGUACCUCUUCAAAGCAAUGGUGGCUUUUGCAAUGAGAAGAUAUUCCAGCAAGAGCACAACUCAAAUUUCCAAUGUGCUGCUCUGCAAUGUGACAGAUCGGGUGUCAUUUUGGUUUGUGGUCACAGAUUCUACCAAAAACGUGACAACUGUUCCUGGAAGUGAGGUAGAGGCAGCCAUCAGGAUGAACAGGAACCGAAUCAACAGUGCCUUCCUACUGAAUGACAAAACACUGCAGUUCCUGGAGAUAUCCUCAACCUUAUCACCACCUGUUGAAUCCUCCACCCCUGUCUGGCUUACCGUAUUUGGUGUUGUUCUUUGUCUCACUGUGGCUGGAAUUGUUUUCCUCAUUGUUUCAGGGAUUCAGCGGCACAAGAAAAAGAGUAAAGAGUCAUCAGAGACAGAAAAUUUAGAAGAAAAAUGCGAAGUGACAGUAACAAUAGAAAAUGGGAUUCCUUGCGAAACACUGGAUUCAAAAGCAGGCCACGUUAAUGGAGUCUAUGCAGCAGAUGAUGAACGGUUCACAUCCUUAUGAAAUGCUGCCAUUCCUAGCUGGUGUGUUUUUGAAAGACUCCUACGCCUACUUUAUCUCAUCAAUACUCCUGAACGUCAAACAUGAAGACAAGAAAAAAUGUCCUUUCACUUAAUUUCCCUUGAGAGAAGCUUUUGCUGAUAACACACACGCUUGAACCUCCAUUACAAAGCUUUUGUUCAUGAGCAAAGCAAAUGAGAAGACCUCGAAUGAUAUCCAUUACAGAUUUCCAAAAGAUGUGUGGUAGAACAGGGUUGAAACCUGCCUUGUGUCAGGCAUUUAAUUUUUAAUGAUUAUUUAAAUAUGCCUAUUGUUUUUUUUCCUUCUGUAAAUGUGAAACUGCAUUAUUCCUGAAUGUCACAGAAGAGCUCAUCUAUCAUCGUCAAUUCUUGCUGGGCUUUCUUUUAAGCCAUAUGCAGAAGUUUCUCUGUAAACUGAUUUCUGUGUGCUGAUCAGCCAUGUGCCUUUGGCUGUAACAGAGAUCAGUGCAUAAAAGUUUUAACUUAUGAAGAAAAAAAGUCAAGCUUUCUAGCCUCUGUAAGAGCAGGUUAAAAACUAUCAGUCUGGACCAUCUAUAGCUUUUGAA